Plasmodium malariae is the source of this 3081-nucleotide messenger RNA. It is a transcript of the gene NEK1, whose product is annotated as NIMA related kinase 1, putative. Bases 1 to 3081 code for a protein of 1026 amino acids. The record is from RefSeq and is a predicted model, not a curated record. Gene Ontology annotation, biological process: protein phosphorylation. Gene Ontology annotation, molecular function: ATP binding; protein kinase activity. Lineage: Eukaryota; Apicomplexa; Aconoidasida; Haemosporida; Plasmodiidae. The transcript is spliced from 2 exons.
AUGCCGGGCAAGUAUGACGAUGGGGAGAAUCGUUUAAACGAAUAUGAAGUAAUAAAAAAAAUUGGCAGCGGUAGAUUUGGGGAAGUGUUUUUGGUGAAGCAUAAAAGGACACAAGAAUUUUUUUGUUGGAAAGCUAUAUCUUAUAGGGGUUUAAAAGAAAGAGAAAAAUCUCAGUUAGUAAUUGAAGUGAAUGUAAUGAGAGAAUUAAAACAUAAAAAUAUUGUUAGAUACAUUGAUAGAUUUUUAAAUAAAGCAAACCAGAAAUUAUAUAUAUUAAUGGAAUUUUGUGAUGCAGGUGAUUUAUCAAGAAAUAUACAAAAAUGUUACAAAAUGUUUGGUAAAAUAGAAGAGCAUGCAAUAAUAGAUAUAACUAGACAAUUAUUACAUGCACUUGCAUAUUGCCAUAACUUAAAAGAUGGCCCUAAUGGAGAAAGGGUAUUACAUCGAGAUUUAAAACCGCAAAAUAUUUUCCUCUCUACAGGUAUAAGACAUAUAGGGAAAAUAACAGCUCAAGCAAAUAAUUUAAGUGGUAGACCAAUUGCAAAAAUUGGUGAUUUUGGAUUAAGUAAAAAUAUAGGUAUAGAAAGUAUGGCACAUUCAUGUGUUGGUACUCCAUAUUAUUGGUCACCAGAAUUAUUAUUACAUGAAACAAAAAGUUAUGAUGAUAAGAGUGAUAUGUGGGCUCUUGGUUGUAUUGUAUAUGAACUAUGUUCAGGUAAAACUCCUUUUCAUAAAGCAAAUAAUUUUGCACAAUUAAUAUCGGAAUUAAAAAGAGGACCUGAGUUACCUAUUAAAGGGAAAUCAAAAGAGUUAAAUAUUCUAAUUAAGAAUUUGUUAAAUUUAUCAGCUAAGGAAAGACCUAGUGCAUUACAGUGUUUAGGUUACCAAAUAAUUAAAAAUGUAGUACCUGCUGUUAUUAGCAGAAAGGAAAAUACCUGCCCACAGCUAGCUAAUAUUGGCACGUGUAAAAAUGUAGGUGAUAACAAUGGUAAUAGGGAUAACAGUAGUAAUAGGGAUAACAAUGGUAAUAGGGAUAACAAUGGUAAUAGGGAUAACAAUGGUAAUAGGGAUAACAAUGGUAGUAAUAGUAAUAUCAAUAACAUUAAUAACAUUAAUAACAUUAAUAACAUCAGUAACAUUAAUAGUAACAUCAGUAACAUUAAUAGUAACAUCAGUAACAUUAAUAGUAACAUCAGUAACAUUAAUAGUAAUAAUAAUGCCAAAAAUUAUGGCAUUUCUCCAAAUUUUUUGGUAAAUAAAAGAAACAACGAACGGGAAAGAAAUUCAAGUUGUUUAAGUAGACAAAGUUCUAACACGAUUACGAAGGACAAUGUAAAGUUCAAUCAUCAUAACCAUCAUAUUAUUAGUAAUACCCCUCAUGCGGUGAAUGGAAAAUAUGCUGGCAGGGAAGAAAAGCUAAAAAUGUAUGAUAUAGAAAAAGGGCGGUUAGAUGAUAAGGAAAAGAUGGAGAGGGAACGAGACCAAAUGGAGAGGAAGCAAAUGGAGAGAAACAGAAUUGAGAAAGAGCAGAUGGAGAGAGAACAAAUGGAGAGAAACAGAAUAGAAAAGGAGAACAAUCAAAGGAAAGCCUUGGAAAUGAAACUGAUGGAGAAGAAGCGUUUGGAAAAGGAGAGAUUGGAGAGGAUAGAGAAUGAGAAGAAGGAAAGACUAGAACGGGAAAGAAUGCAGCGAAUUGAGAGGGAAAGAGAAAGGGAACGAGAAAAAGAAAGGGAUCGGGAGAGAGAGUUAGAACUAGAACGUGAACGACUAGAACGAAUUGAGAGAGAGAAAAUGCAGCAGAGAAUGGAGAGAGAGAGGGAGAGAGAAAGGAUGGAAAAAAUUCGAAGGGAAAAAUUCUUUCUAAAGGGAAGAGAUGACAAUGACAGUGUUAGAAGCAGUACCAAUGUUAGUAGCAGUGCCAAUGUUAGCAGAGGUGCCAAUGUUAGUAGAGAUACCAAUGUUAGUAGAGAUACCAAUGUUAGUAGCGGAGCCAAUGUUAGCAGAGGUGCCAAUGUUAGCAGCAGGAACAACGAUGACAUGGUGAAAAACAGCAGGGUAGGGUACCAGAACGAGGGUACUUAUAAUAAUAAUUUUUCAAGGAUGAAAGACACAUAUGCACACAUAAAUAAAUACAAAGCAUACAUGAUAAAUGACAACAGGAAGUCGAAUAUGUAUGAUGAUGAAAACUUGGAUAAAUGUGAUAUGAAUAGAUAUUUAAAAAAAAAUUCUGUGAGUACAAGCAUUUCGAGUAAGAAUAUGCACAAUUAUAGUAAUAAUAGUACGCAUCUUAAUAAUAAUUAUUCUGCUGCUGAAUGCUAUAGUGCUUACAAUAAUAACAGUACCUUAAGUCGGUAUAGUAGUAAUUCGGUGGAAAGUGAAAAAUAUAAAGGUGAUAAUAAACAGCGCAUGACUAUUACAAAGAAUGCGAAGGACGUGUAUAAUGAAAUUAUCAACUCUGGGUAUAGAACACCUCCCCAAUACGAGAGGAACUACAACGAUAGUAGGGGAAACAAUAAUAGCAACAGUGGUAAUAAUGACGAGGGAAUAGGCACGUGUAAAAGCAGCAGAAUAUCUAACAUGUAUUUUAACGACAACGCUAGACGAAGUGUUAGUGCAAUGCCCCACAUGAACAACCUCAGUCGGCGCAAGUCGAGUGUGUAUGUAUGUGAAGAUGAUACAUAUAAUAAAAAUAAUAAUGUGGGAGAAAAUAGAGGUUUUAAAAAUCUUGAAAAGGACAGAGAGUACCUACUCGAAAAAAAAAAGUUACUGCUUGAAAAGGAUAAGGAAAUUUAUGAACGAAUGAGGCAAACCAAUAAUUACCCCUACUCAGUGCAGGGAUAUGAAAGGUGUGAAAAAAUAAAAGGCGCAAACAAACCGAAUGAAGACAGCAGGCGCAACAGAAGUCUGUCUAUUUGCACGAACGAACAUGAAAAAAGGAACUCGUACAACAUGAAAAAGGAGCAUGAAGAUGGUGAACAUAAUUAUGUAAUUAAAAAUAGAAAUAUUUAUAACACGACAAAUUUAGUACAUAAUAAUGGUGGUGCGGGUGCAUAUGAAAGAAGUAUGUAUUUCUGUAGAUAA